This is a messenger RNA of Leguminivora glycinivorella, 1350 nucleotides long. RefSeq names its product carbonyl reductase [NADPH] 1-like. Lineage: Eukaryota; Metazoa; Arthropoda; Insecta; Lepidoptera; Tortricidae. Gene Ontology annotation, molecular function: carbonyl reductase (NADPH) activity. The coding region runs from base 140 to 1114 and encodes 324 amino acids. The transcript has 2 exons. The record is from RefSeq and is a predicted model, not a curated record.
AAUAAACCCGACAUAUCACGUUUUAAAACCGGUUACUCGCUAAAGAUAACCUUGUGUGUACGUAACGACUACGUAAUUAGGUGUGUUUGAAUAGGUACCUAAACAAUCAGUCUGCAUCGAGAACUUGUCAGAGACAGUCAUGAAGGUCGCCGUUGUCACUGGAGCCAAUAAAGGCAUAGGGCUUGCAAUAGUCAAGGCUCUUUGCCAAAAGUUUGAAGGAACCGUCUACCUUACAUCCAGAGACGUCGAUCGAGGAACUAAAGCAGUAGCUCAACUCCAAAGUCAAGGCUGGGCUCCAUCGUAUCACCAAUUAGACGUGUCUGAUGAAGCAAGUAUUAUAAAAUUCAGAGAUUAUUUAAAAGAAAAACACGGAGGAAUAGAUAUAUUAAUCAACAAUGCUGCCGUAUCAGGAGAUGGAUUUAAAACUACGUACGAAGAUAGCAAACAAGUUAUAGACAUCGAUUACAGAAGCUUACUCACGAUUCAAGAACACUUAUUUCCACUUGUAAGAGAACAUGGACGGAUUUUAAAUAUAUCUAGUGAUUGCGGACACUUAUCUAAUAUUCGGAAUAAAUAUUGGAUAGAUAAGUUAUCGAGCAAAGACUUAACAGUUAGUGAUAUUAAUGAAUUUGUGAAUUGGUUUUUGAACGGUGUUAAAACUGGUACGUUUGAUAAGAAUGAUUUGGCAGACGGUGGUUCGGCGGCGGCUUAUAGAAUCGCUAAAGUUGCCGUCUGUGCUUUGACGAGGCUUCAGCAGAAGGAGCUUGAAUCUAGACAGAUUAUUAUUAAUUCCAUGCACCCUGGGCUAGUUCAAACUGAUAUGACAAGAGGAAAAGGGUUUUUCAGCCCUGAUGAAGCGGCCGAAACGCCUGUGUAUUUAGUUCUAGAUGCUCCAGAGAGCAUCAAAGGAGCGUAUGUGUGGUUUGAUAGAAAAGUGUUAGAUUGGUACGAUUACAAGAGUGAUUGUUACUUUAAAAUGGAGUCGGUCUUUAAGCAUUACGGUGCAGUAGGGCCGGUACUGUAUUUUCUGGCCAGGCACGAGUGGAGCCGGCAUAUAAUAGUGUUUGUAUUUUCAGUUUUGUUUGUUAGUGUUUUGACUCGUAUACUAUCCUAAUGUCUUUGCCACUGUUAGUUACCAAUAAAGGCGGUUUCAGAUGAGCGUCUGGUGAGUUAGUUUACGCGAAUAAUUAUGCUGUCCUUUCAGCAGACCGUAUACGCACUCGCGCUUACGGAAACAAGCUUAUCUACUUAUACGCUCGUUAAAACGCUUAUCUGAAACUACCCUAAAAAGGAAAAUAAGGUGUUCAAAUACGUUUUAUUGGGUUAAAAUAAAAAACUAUGUCAUGAAAA